CUGAUUUAAUUACAAAAAUUAAACAUUACUAAAUAUAGUUCAAUAAAUGAAAACCGUCACAGUUCGUGGUGUAUUGUGGGAAUUGUAGUUAGAUAAGGAAAUCAAAUCAGACAGUUUUUAAUUUUUUAUUAUAAUCAGGAAUACAAUUUUGAAAAUUCUUGACAUGAAAUGUAUGGGCACAACUAAUCCUGGGCUCUAAUGUGCAGUAUUUGUUCGGUAUGUGUUCAGCGGUGUCAGUGAACUAGGUGGUUAAAUCUGGACUACAUUCCCCAGUAUACCUUGAAUUGAUUGUGAGGCGAUCUUAUCGCCCUCUCAACUUGUCCUGUCGCAGUGAUCCAGCAUGGCUCUGUUCGGAGAUUUGAACAUUGUCAAUACAACAGAUAAGAGAAAGCUUAAGAAUGUUAUCGAAACAGCUGCUCAUCUUGGAUAUUCAACAGUUGCUAUUAACCAUGUAGUUAACCUCCAAGAAAAGAAACAGGAAAUUGGCAAACCUACUUGUGUGGCAGAACUUUUCACCUCUCCUCCCACUGUACAGGGGAAAUCAAAGCCAAUUAAAAUAAUCACCAGACUGACUGUGGUGGUUUCUGAAGCAUCACAUUGCAAUGAAUUAAGAACAACGUCCCCUCGUACCAGGUUAUAUGACCUUGUGGCUGUGCAUCCCAAAACAGAGAAGCUAUUUCAUACCGCUUGUAUGACAUUAGAUGUGGACAUAAUUGAAAUUAUUAUGACAGAAAAGCAACAGUUUCAUUUCAGACGACCCCCGGUGAAUGUGGCAAUUGACAGAGGAAUUGUCUUUGAACUUGUUUAUAGUCCUGCCAUUAAAGAUUCUACAAUGAGAAGAUAUACUAUUUCAAAUUCACUCAGUCUGAUGAAUAUAGGUAAAGGGAAGAAUAUUAUUAUAUCAAGUGGAGCAGAAAAGCCUUUAGAAUUAAGAGGACCUUAUGACAUCGCUAACCUAGGGUUACUGUUUGGCUUGUCGGAAGGGGAUGCCAAAGCAGCAAUCUCAACCAACUGCAGAAAAGCUCUUCUGCAUGGAGAAACGAGGAAGACUGCACAGGGUGUGGUGCACACCAUGAAGAAAACUGAAGUCCCUGAAGAUAAGGAGGAGGCCCCAGCCUCAAAAAGGGCAAGAACUGAAGAUCCUUAAGUAAAAAUUGAUGUCCCAUCAAAGUUUGGGUUGUGUUUGAAAAAUUGGCUUUCUAAGCAUAUUGAUUUUUUUAUUAUUAUUAUUUUCAUAUUACUGUUAUAAAAUCUUACUUGUUUUUAUAUCUCCCAGUCUC
Acipenser ruthenus (sterlet) is the source of this 1280-nucleotide messenger RNA. It is a transcript of the gene rpp30, whose product is annotated as ribonuclease P/MRP 30 subunit. The coding region runs from base 341 to 1147 and encodes 268 amino acids. Gene Ontology annotation, biological process: tRNA processing. Lineage: Eukaryota; Metazoa; Chordata; Actinopteri; Acipenseriformes; Acipenseridae. Gene Ontology annotation, molecular function: RNA binding. Gene Ontology annotation, cellular component: nucleolar ribonuclease P complex. The transcript is spliced from 11 exons. The record is from RefSeq and is a predicted model, not a curated record.